CUCAGGCGUGACAUGUACGGCAUUUCCUGUGGGGGCGGAUCGUAGGAUGGCAGGGUGGCUGCUGACUGUAGCGCGUUUCAAUCAAUUUGAUUCGGGAAAAAAGGAGCAGCAGUUGGAUUGAAGGGUGUAAUAACCCAGUGCUCACUUUUUUUCAUGUGUAUCGAGGACGUUUGAACAGUGUUUAAACUGGUCCACCAAAUAAUGUGGGUUUAAUCAAUUUUAUAGACAGUUCAGCGGCUUGUUAUAUGAAAGAUUUAGUUAAGAAUCAAGAGCACAGUGUUAUUAGGGUUGUAGCUGUUGCCGAGGACAGGCCGGUCGGAGGUUUUUUUUAAGCAACAGGGGUACGGUACUGUCUCAGACAUAUCCGACGUAUGCGGCUUUGAAGAACAACAAACAGCCUUGCUUAAUUGUAAAUAACACGCAAAGAUGGAUUUAAAAUCCCUUUUUAUAUGCACGCUACUGGGGUGUUUGCUGUGUUACAUUAAUGCUCAACAAGAUGGAAAUGACUGUAUUAAAGCCAAUGCAAAGUCAUGUGGAGAGUGUAUACAAGUUGGUGCAAAUUGUGGAUGGUGUACUGAACCAGAUUUUUUAAAACAAGGGGAGCCGACCUCGGCAAGGUGUGAUGUUCUUGAAUCUCUCAAAAAACGGUGUACAGAGAUUGAAAACCCCAGAGGCGAUAAAACAGUGCUUCUGAACAAGGCAGUAACGAACCGCAGUCAUGGCACAGACGAACGUAAACCAGAAGAUAUCACGCAGAUUCAGCCGCAGAAAAUGGCUUUAACCCUGCGAUCAGGUGAACCACAGACCUUUGAACUGAAAUUCAAGAGAGCAGAGGACUACCCCAUUGAUCUCUAUUACCUUAUGGAUCUCUCAUUCUCCAUGAAGGAUGAUUUGGAAAAUGUGAAGAAUCUCGGAACUAAUCUGAUGCGUGAAAUGCAAGACAUUACUUCUGAUUUUAGAAUUGGUUUCGGCUCCUUUGUGGAGAAAACUGUGAUGCCCUACAUCAGCACUACCCCAGCCAAGCUGCUGAACCCUUGCACUGGCGACCAAAACUGUACCAGCCCCUUCAGCUACAAAAAUGUCCUCAAGCUCACCAACAAUGGAAACCAGUUCAAUACUCUUGUAGGACAGCAGCAGAUUUCUGGAAACUUGGAUUCUCCUGAAGGUGGUUUUGAUGCCAUAAUGCAGGUUGCUGUCUGUGGUGAGCAUAUUGGCUGGCGAAAUGUCACCAGAUUGUUGGUGUUCUCCACUGAUGCAGGAUUCCACUUUGCUGGAGAUGGGAAACUGGGUGGAAUAGUUCUGCCAAAUGAUGGAAAGUGCCAUCUGGAAAACGGCAUGUACACCAUGAGUCAUUACUAUGACUAUCCAUCUAUUGCCCACCUUGUACAGAAAUUAAGUGACAACAACAUCCAGACCAUCUUUGCUGUGACAGAAGAAUUCCAGCCUGUUUACAAGGAACUGAAGAAUCUCAUUCCAAAGUCUGCUGUAGGAACUCUCUCUUCCAACUCCAGCAAUGUAAUCAAGCUGAUUAUCGAUGCUUAUAAUUCUCUGUCUUCAGAGGUAAUCCUUGAGAACAGCAAGCUUCCAGAGGGGGUGACUAUUAAUUAUGUUUCACAUUGCAAGAACGGGCUCGUCAACACUGGAGAAAACGGAAGAAAAUGCUCCAACAUUUCCAUUGGAGAUGAAGUCAUGUUUAAUAUCAGUAUUACUGCACACAAAUGUCCAAAGAAAGGCCAGGAUGAAACAAUCAAGAUCAAACCACUGGGCUUCACGGAAGAAGUUGAAAUCAAACUUAAGUUUAUCUGCGAGUGCGAGUGCCACGACAAGGGAAUUCCAAACAGCCCAAAAUGCAACGAUGGCAACGGGACAUUUGAGUGUGGUGCCUGCAGGUGUAAUGAAGGCCGUAUUGGUAGGCUUUGCGAGUGCAGCACAGAAGAAGUGAACAGUGAUGACCUGGAUGCUAACUGUCGACGGGACAAUGGCACUGAUAUCUGCAGUACCAAUGGAGACUGUAUCUGUGGAGAAUGUGUUUGCAAAAAGAGGGAUAACCCCAACGAGAUCUACUCCGGCAAAUACUGCGAGUGUGACAACUUCAACUGUGACCGGUCAAACAACAUGAUUUGUGGUGGAAAUGGCGAAUGUGUCUGUAGGGUAUGCAAAUGCUCCCCCAACUAUACUGGCAGUGCCUGUGACUGCUCACUGAAUACAUCCACAUGUUUAGCAAAGAAUGGACAGAUCUGCAAUGGCAGAGGAAAUUGUGAAUGCGGCACCUGCAAAUGCACAGAUCCAAAAUUCCAGGGACCAACCUGUGAGAUCUGCCCCACGUGCCCAGGAGUGUGUGCCGAGCAUAAGGAGUGUGUACAGUGCAGAACCUUCGGUACAGGAGAGAAGAAAGACACCUGCGAGGCGGACUGCUCGUAUUUCAACCUCACCAAGGUGAACGAUCGGGACAAGCUGCCCCAGCCGGGCCAGGCCACAGCACUCACUCACUGUAAAGAGAGGGAUGCGAGCGACUGCUGGUUUUACUUCACCUACGGUGUCAACAACACAGAAAACGACAUCCAUGUGCACGUUGUUGACGUACUAGAGUGUCCUACUGGACCGGACAUCAUCCCGAUUGUGGCUGGUGUGGUCGCUGGCAUCGUGCUGAUUGGUCUCGCUCUCCUGCUCAUCUGGAAGCUGCUCAUGAUCAUCCACGACAGAAGGGAGUUUGCUAAGUUUGAAAAAGAAAAGAUGAAUGCUAAAUGGGACACGCAAGAGAAUCCAAUUUACAAGAGUCCUAUUAAUAAGUUCAAGAAUCCAAGCUAUGGACGUAAAGCUGCUGCUCUCUAAAUCUCAGGUGAAAAUCCCAUCUACAAGAGUGCAGUGACAACUGUGAUCAAUCCUAAGUAUGAGGGCAAAUAAUCAGACAUGUGUUACUUUUCUUUUAUUACAACACUGUAUGCAAAAUUCUUUGGGAGGGGAUGGGGGGCGGCUGCAGCAAUGGGUUUUAAUUUAAGUUUUUGUUUUUAUUUUGUAAGUUUUUCAUUAUGAUGGGCCACUAUUGUUUUUUUUACUAACCAUUUUUUUCACUAUGCAGUUUGAAAAUGUACAAUGUAGUAAUUUUUUUUCUAUCUAAAAUUGUUGAUGCCACAAGAGGUCUUUUGAUUUAUUACAAGGUCAGAUUUUGCCUUUCAUUUCAAGCAACCCACAAACAUGGGGCUGUUUGCAUAGUUUUUUUUUUUUUUUUUUUUUUUUUUUUUAUAGCCAUUGUUACGGUGCCUUCCAGGGCUUGAAUUUACAAAGGGUUAUUGCAGUAUUUGUAUUUUGUUGUAAGAUGCUUUCUAUCCUUAGGAAUGUUAUGUGCAAGUAGUGUAAUGGACUGUUGGUUUAGGAGUGGGAAAUGUGCAGAAGAAAGAUACUAUGUGCAGGUGAAAAGUUAGUCUAAUACUGUACUAAAGGAAGAUGAAAUGUGCUUCUGAAAGAUGUGCUUGUAAAUGUAGCUACUGAUAGGCUUGUUCAGUUUAAUACCAGCUAAUUAAAUUAUCUGCAAGUAGCUUGAAGGUGCGUUCCUGAAAUUCAAGCCCUGAUCAACUCUUUAAUGCCCAAAAAAAAAAAAAAAAAAAAAAAAAAUGCCUUAUUACAAAAAGCUUUAGUUUGUUUUAGUUUUUUUUUUUUUUUUUUGCUGUUAAGUAACAUAACUGUAUUUUGCGGGAUUAACGAUUUUGUUGACUGAGCUUGCAUAUGUUUUUUUUUUUUUAUUGUAUUAACAAUUUAUUUUAAAAGAAAUCCUCCAUACACAUUUGUUCCUUGUAUUUGUAUGUAUAUAAGCAGAGGUUACAGUGCAGCCUUGCAUACAAAUGAUCCACACAAAAGGAUUAGCAACACUAUUUUGUUUUGGACAUGUCAUGCAAGAAACAGCAUUAGAAAAUGGCCUCUGGAAUCAUUUUAAAGCGUCUCAUGUACUACAUGUUACAUCUUUAAGUGCCUUUUUAUUUUAGCAUCAUGUUCACUUUUGCAAUACUGUUUCUGAAAUUAUUUAUUAAAGUACCAAAAAUUACCAUAAA
Molecule: messenger RNA, 4046 nt
Organism: Acipenser ruthenus (sterlet)
Lineage: Eukaryota; Metazoa; Chordata; Actinopteri; Acipenseriformes; Acipenseridae
Product: integrin beta-1-like
Exons: 17
Coding region: 427-2832 (801 amino acids)
Biological process (GO): cell-matrix adhesion; cell migration; cell adhesion mediated by integrin
Cellular component (GO): focal adhesion; integrin complex; cell surface
Molecular function (GO): laminin binding; collagen binding involved in cell-matrix adhesion; C-X3-C chemokine binding
Source: RefSeq, a predicted model, not a curated record